AUGAAUAAAUAUCCCAAAAGUGCUCGCCCAAUGAAAUUCAAUGUGCGUGCUGCCAAUAAUAUUCUCUUCCAACAAAAUCGAAAAGGGCCUAAAAUCGUUUCUCCUCGAUGUUCUCACAAACCAAACGAAUCUCAAAUGUCGAACAAAGCAAUAAGAGACCUUCUCCUCAACGACAAUUUAGAUGAAAUUGAAAAAUAUGCAACUCAUGCCCUUAUGGGAGAGAAAUUACCUGAUUUAUCACCAUAUGAAUUAUCGUUAGUAGCAAAAGACUUAGAAAACAGAAGAGCAUACUUUAUAGAUAAAGGAUACUAUAACAAAUCACUACAAGCUAAAGCUGCACUUGAUCAUGUAAAAGAAUUGCAACUAAUUGCUACGAAAAUUGAAGCUCAAAAGCAGGAACAAACAGAAAUCUUUCUUAUAAAAGGAUAUUCUAAAACAGAUUAUACAAUUUUCAAUCACAAAAUGACUGCAGAAGAAGAUAAAUUAAAUUUAAAGUACGAAAACAAGCUUUUAUCCAUUGAAGAAAGGCAAGAAAAAGAAAAGAAAGAUUUAGAAGAAGAAUGGCAUUCAAAAGCUAAACUCAGAAUGUAUUCACAUCCUUCAACAAAAUUAAUUGAAUUAAAACAUGUACAGAAAAGAUUAUUAGAUGCGAACGAAUUGGAUAAAGCCGCAGCAUUAAAACAAGAGAUAGAUGAAUUAGAACUUAAAGAACGCCAAGAAGGAGCAAGAAAUUGGACUAAUGAUUAUAAUCGUGCUGUAGAAAUGCUUGCUGCUAAACAUGCUGCAGAAAGGGACUUUUAUGAUUAUGAUAAAGACUUAAAACAGCAAGUAUUUAAGGCUAAAGUUGAUAUCGGAUCAAUUGCUUUCGAUAAUAGAAAUAGAGCCUUGAAAAUUCGAGAAACUGUUGCAAAUGAUAUGGAUAAGUACUGGAGAACUCAUAGCAGAUCCAUUUAUGAAGUUGCUCCACCGCCUCCAUCAACAACAAGAUCUAGAAAUUCAAAUUAUUUGAAUCUUAAUUUUCCAAAUUAA
This is a messenger RNA of Trichomonas vaginalis G3, 1029 nucleotides long. RefSeq lists its product as uncharacterized. The transcript has a single exon. The record is from RefSeq and is a predicted model, not a curated record. NCBI's taxonomy places the organism in Eukaryota, Parabasalia, Trichomonadida, Trichomonadidae. Bases 1 to 1029 code for a protein of 342 amino acids.